AUGUCGGAUAUAUCUUUCCGAUCCCGUUCCCGCUCCCGACCUUCUACCCCAGAAGGUCGCUCCCGCUCAUCCUCCUCCCUUAGCGAAGGCCAUCGCUCAAAAUCUCCACAGCGAGAUUUCGACUUUCCCGAACUCACGGGAACAUCUCGACGCAUCUCAGUAACACUAGACAAGUCGCUAAAGACAAAAUUCGAGAUCCUAGCAGCAGGGAAGCACCUUUCGAACGCGGACAGAGCGGAACUACUCAAACAUUCUGCCACGGUGGAAUCACACCUAGCCCAGGUACCCGUACUGGACGAACGACUUCAAGGACUAACGGACUCAAGAAACAGAGCUCAAGUAACAAUCUCCGAAUCCGAGGUUAAGACGGAAUACGAGCUAUGGCUCAACACGCUCAACCUCACGACAAUCUUGAGAGUUCUCAUUCAAAAGGAUGAUCCAGCGGACGAGCCCAAAAAAGAGCGCCUUCUAGGCGUGAUGGAGACCUUAAUUUCGGCAGGAAUCAAAACCAAAUUAUCCCAUCUCCGCGAGACGCAACUACAAAAAAUCGGCAUUCGAAGACCUACGGCCGACAUGCCCUCUUAUAAGAAGGCCCCUCUCUCAAAAGAAUGCACGUUCGACAACGUAACUCAAGAACAUACGCCGGAGAUCUUUGGAAAACAACUGCGCUCAGAUGUCAGCGAGCACCUCCGAGAGGCACAACUCCUGAAGAUAGGUAUUCGCAGAACAGCAGCAGCAGACAUGUCGUCGUACAAAAAGGCCGCACUAUCCAAGGAGUGUACCUUCGACAACAUGACACAGGAGCACACGCCCGAGAUUUAUACCACCAGCUAA
Messenger RNA from Auanema sp. JU1783, 834 nucleotides. The record is from the annotation of a GenBank genome assembly. NCBI's taxonomy places the organism in Eukaryota, Metazoa, Nematoda, Chromadorea, Rhabditida, Rhabditidae.